This is a messenger RNA of Salvia miltiorrhiza (redroot sage), 2594 nucleotides long. Its product is annotated as SWR1 complex bromodomain subunit bdf1-like. NCBI's taxonomy places the organism in Eukaryota, Viridiplantae, Streptophyta, Magnoliopsida, Lamiales, Lamiaceae. Gene Ontology annotation, molecular function: protein binding. Bases 90 to 2171 code for a protein of 693 amino acids. The transcript is spliced from 9 exons. The record is from RefSeq and is a predicted model, not a curated record.
AAAAAGCAGCGGAGGAAAAGAAAAAAAAAAGGAAAAGGCUCUCUCGCUCUCUCUGUCUCUCUCCUCUCUCACUCCAAAACCCAAAGACAAUGGGUAAGGUACCAACUGCGGCAGCAGCAACAACGGAGAUGAAGAGAAAGAAGAAGAAAGGCCGUCCUUUGAAGAACCCCCCUCCCCUCUCAACCCCACCCAAAGCCCCUCUUUCCAAUUCCGCAAGCCGACGAUCCACCCGCCGGAACCCUAAUCACCUUAAUUCUCCGCCGCGGCCGGACUUCGAUGACGACGAAGACGAGCGCAAGGAGAAGAAGGUCAAACUCGUCGUUCGCCUGCCCCAAUCGGAUGAGAAGACUAAGGCUGAUGAGAAGAAUCAACAGCAGCUCCAGCAAAGCGGGCGGCAUUCCCACGAUUCCGAUUCGGGUUCUGAGUCCGGGUCGGACUAUGAUUCGGACCCUGAGGAUGAGGAUCGGGAGGGCCCAGCGAAGAAGCGCAAGAUAAUUGGCGAUGAUGGCGGAUCUGACGAUGGGGGUUUGGAUCAGGAUAAAGAGAUUGUGAUGAAAGCGACAGACACUCCUCUACAAGGGUCACCAUUGGAGUCUGGUCCCACUGCUGCUUUACCUGAAAAAAAGUUGUUGGUAUUCAUUCUUGACAGGCUUCAAAAGAAGGACACAUAUGGAGUGUUUUCUGAGCCUGUGGAUCCCGAUGAGCUGCCUGAUUAUUUUGACAUAAUAAAGCAUCCAAUGGAUUUUGGGACAGUGAGGAAGAAACUUGAGAGUGGAGCUUACAAAAACUUGGAUGAGUUGGAGGCUGAUGUAGAUUUGAUAUGUUCAAAUGCCAUGCAAUAUAAUGCUGCAGAUACAGUCUACUAUCGGCAGGCACGAACCAUACAAGAGCUUGCAAAGAGAGACUUCAAAAAUCUGAAGCAUGAAGGUGCUGAUGGUGCACCCCAACCGAAGAUAGUGCGGAGAGGCAGGCCGCCAAGCAGUAAGAACCAGAAGAAACCUCUUGAGACGUCCCCAGUAGAUCGUGUUGGCACUGACCUUUCUUCAGGUGCAACUCUUGCUAAUGGAGAAGAUAAGGCAACUGGAUCUAAUUCUUACAAUCUAAGAAAGGCGUCACCAUUAUUUAGGUACAGGUCCUCUGACCCAUUUAUGUCACCUUACUCUUCAAGAAAUGGUGAAAACUACUCCGAGUAUUCGACGGAUUGGAAUAAUGAAUUUCCAGCAUCAAUUUUAAGGGCUGAUAUGAAAUAUGGAAAAAAACAGUUUACAGUGGAUGAGAACAAGCGUGACACCUACCGACAAUUUGAUUCGAUGUCUUUAGGCGACAAUUCGCCCAUUUUGUAUCAUUCAAAUGGAAACAUGAAGCGACUUGUGCCGGUGGGUCUUCAAGAAGCGCUUGCUUAUGCUAGAAGCCUGGCAAGGUAUGCUGCAAAUCUCGGCCCUGCAGCUUGGAAAAUGGCAUCGAAGAAGAUAGAGGCCGUCUUACCUGCAGGGGUACAAUAUGGUCCUGGCUGGGUGGGUGAUAACGGAGCACCUCCUCAGCCAUUGCCUACCUCAAUCGAGAAGCAGAAAUCGUUUGUUGGGGAUUUUAGUUCAAGCAAACUUGUUACACCCCGAACUUCUUCUGUCGGGGCCACUGGGCCCUGUGAAGCUAUGGUUGAAGCUGUUAAAAAACUCAACAACCAGAACGAGGUAGCCGGUCAAGGUGAUGCGUCUUCUUGGAGAACACAAUUGCCACCCCAGCAAAAUCACAUGCACAACUCCCACAGAAAUGGUUUUACUGGAAUGUUUGGGUACGGUGGUUCAUCUGCAAGAGCAGCGACGCCGCAACAUCCAGUUGCAGAAGGAUUCUCUUCUCCAUCUCCAAAGGUGGAAAUAGCAUCCCCAAAUGACCGUUCAUCAAACCAUUCUUCAGCGAUCGAGCAAGCUAAGUUGCCAGAAGGCGGCAGCAGCGUUCUACCCCCUGGAUAUCAAACGGCGCAAGUUAAAUCCGUUGGAGAAGCUGAGACGCGUACUCCUGCGAAAUCUCCAUGGCAGGGGCUGCCGGCGCAGCAGCAAAGAUAUAACCUUGCAGUUCCACCGGACCUGAAUGUAAGAGUCCCGGCCGGCUCACCUGGUCCAAGCCUGCAAAUUGGUUCACCGCAACAGCCGGAUCUGGCAUUACAGCUCUGAAUACUACUGAUUUAUCCAUUUUUAGUAGGCUGCUGCAGUUCUUUCGGCAUUGUCAGUGAGGAAAAUAAACACAGGCUUGCAAUCAAGGGCUGCAGGUCGACGACGACAGAGUUCAUCAGAAAGCUUGUAUAGAUCGAUCGUGUAUCUAAUUCUUUAGGCAGAAUUAAACACUGUUUUAACAUUUGUGACUUCGACAAUGACCGUGACCGGGGGAGACGACCGAGCUACAGAGACGUCGGGAGCUAGCUAGCAAGCUUUUAGGUUGUUUGAGUAGAUUGGAUUACAUAGAUAGGUUUCUGCAUUUAGAUAUGAAUCAACAGUGUAACAAUAUUUACAUGAGAUGCUACCCCAUUAUUUACAAAGUAUGAUUGUAAGCUCAUUUAUUGGAUCCAGAUACUUUAUGAAAUUUCUGGGAUUACUUAA